Pseudozyma flocculosa PF-1 is the source of this 1881-nucleotide messenger RNA. RefSeq lists its product as uncharacterized. Gene Ontology annotation, biological process: piecemeal microautophagy of the nucleus; endocytosis; exocytosis. The transcript has 3 exons. The coding region runs from base 1 to 1881 and encodes 626 amino acids. The record is from RefSeq and is a predicted model, not a curated record. Gene Ontology annotation, cellular component: cytosol; membrane; intracellular membrane-bounded organelle. NCBI's taxonomy places the organism in Eukaryota, Fungi, Basidiomycota, Ustilaginomycetes, Ustilaginales, Ustilaginaceae. Gene Ontology annotation, molecular function: sterol binding.
AUGUCGGCAAAGUCAGACUCUGGAAGGAGCCCCGUGCUGGCCGCAAAGGAGGAUGCAGCCACAGCCGAAGACAUCGCCGCCCCGCCCGAGGCCAUCAACAUGACCGAGGACGAGGAGCUCGGCGCCGCCAACGACAAGGACCAGAGCGACUCUGGCAAGCUCAAGACGCUCAUGGGCAUCCUCAGGCGCAUGGUCGGCGUCAAGGACAUUGCCGCCAUCCGCCUCUCGCUCCCCGCCAACCUCCUCGAGCCCACACCCAACCUCGAGUACUGGACCUACCUCGACCGCGGCGACAUCUUCACCAGCGUGGCCGACCUCGACGACCCGCUCGACCGCAUGCUCGCCGUGCUGCGCUUCCACUUCACCAUGGAGCUCAAAUUCAUCAAGGGCAAGGUGUGCAAGCCCUACAACUCGAUCCUCGGCGAGCACUUCCGCUGCCACUGGGACGUCGACCCGCUCACCGUUUCCGACGACGGCAAGCUGAUCCCCGUCCAGACGCUGGCCACCGAAAGCCCAGAGCCCAUGCCCCUUGCCAACGGAGCUGCCAGCGUCCCGACUGCCCGGUCAGAGAAGAAGGUGGAAAAGCCGGCGACACCGGCCACCGAGGCGCCAGCCCCGCCCACACCCGUCGAGGAGAAGCCGGCAGCGAGCAUGACCAAGGGCUCCGGUUCCGACUCUGGCAGCACCAAAAAGUCGAUCUCACGCUUCCUCGGUCGCGCGAAACGCGGCAACCACGACUCCAAGGACAAGGACAAGGAGAAGGAAUCGCAGGGCAACGGCGCGUUCGAGACAUCGAGCCAGACUGGGACCGCCCAGGCGUCUGUCGAGGACCUGCGCAUGGACGCCGCCUCAAUCUCUGGCGGCAGUAUCAAGACCAACCGGACCACGAGCGAGAGCGGCAAGCCGUCGAAGCGGCGUAUCAACUUCCUGACCGAGCAGGUCAGCCACCAUCCGCCGAUUUCGUCGUUCUUCUGCGAGGCCAAGGACGCCGGUGUUCAGCUCUACGGCGUCGACCAGCUCGGCGCCAAGUUCACCGGAACCAGUGUCAAGGUCUUCCCCGGCGAGCAGAACAAGGGAGUCUUUCUGCGGCUCACCGAAAAGGCACGCUGCGGUGCCGCGGGCGAAGAGUACCAGAUCACUCACCCGACGGCGCUCAUCAACGGCCUCUUGAGGGGCAGCCUGUGGGUGGCCAUCUGCGACAACCUUUACAUCACUUGCCGCAACGGCAAGCGGGGCGGUGACGACGGCAGCCGCCUGCGCACCAUUGUCGAGUACAAGGACGAGAGCUGGCUCUCAAAGGCCAAGUACGCGGUCGAGGGCUGCAUCUACGAGUGCGGCGCCAACGACGAUGCCGAAGAGUUCAAGUCGGUCAAGCAGGUGCCGUCGGACCGGGUCGUGGCGACGUUUGAGGGCAGCUGGCGCACCAAGAUCACCUACAAGCGCAAGGGCGACAAGGAGCCGAGGCUGCUGAUCAACCUCGAGGAUCUGGACCCGAUUGCCAAGACGGUGCGACCGCUGGCCGCCAUGGAGGAGCUCGAGAGCCGCAGGAUCUGGGAACCCGUCACCAGCAGCAUCCUCGCCAAGGAUUUCAACCAGGCCACCAAGAACAAGCAGGUGAUUGAACAGAGGCAACGAGACGCCGCCGCCGAGCGGAAGCGCAAGGGAGAGACCUUCGUCCCGCGCUUCUUUGACGCCGACAUCUCCGACGGCCGGCCCAAGCUGACGGCAGAGGGACAGCGGGCGCUAGACGGCGAGGAUAGACUCGAAGGCUACGAUGCCAAGGACGCCUCGGCGGCCCCGCAGUCGGCGACUGCAAACGUCGCCGACGACGACGACGACGAUGACGACGACGACGAGUUCAAGGACGCUUCCGAGAACUGA